AUGGCCAUUGGAAAACGCGGACCCGCCUCCGACGCUUGUUCGGACUGCUCAGAUUCACCAGUCGAACUUAGCGCUGAUACCAAAGCUCUACUGGACUUGUUCCUGGCAAACAAGGCUGAAGAAGAGCGAAGGUUCGCGGUUUUGGAGGAAGCAGCUCAGCUCAGGAAGAUGGAGGUCGACGUGCCCCUCACUGUCGAAGAGCUGCAAGAGCUCAAAGAUACCCCGAUGGUCAGCGUCGCGGAAUUCAAAUCAACAUUUGGUGAAGAUUGGCAAUUGAGCCAGUUCUGGUACUCAGAGGACUAUGCCUACCGCCUCGCAAAGGCCCUCCACGAUCAAUGCACCCCAGAAACCAAGAUCGCCUUCCUCUGCUGCCCAACCGCCUACGUCGCAUUCCAACACACCAAACCCCUCCCCAACGCCCGCCUCUUCGAAUACGACCAACGCUUCGCCGUCCUCUCCCCCAAGCAAUUCGUCUUCUACGACCUCGACGAUCCAGAAGACAUCCCAGAAAUCUAUAAAGGGCACUUUGAUUUCAUCAUCGCCGACCCCCCAUUCCUAAACGAGACAACGAACCGCAAACUUUUGAGGACGUUGAAAACGAUCGUCAACCCCAAGGGAUGCAAGAUCCUCCUUCACACCUCGACUGAGAUGGAGAACAACGGCACCCUUGCCAAGGUUUACACAGAACCUCCGUUUGGACCUCUCAAGAGGACAGCAUUCGAGCCAGAACACGGUCAACUCGCGAACGAUUUCGCAUCCUGGGGCAACUGGGAAGGCGCUGAGACGUUCGGCAAGGACUAUGGAGACGGAGCUUGA
Messenger RNA from Coprinopsis cinerea okayama7#130, 816 nucleotides. RefSeq lists its product as hypothetical. The transcript has 3 exons. The coding region runs from base 1 to 816 and encodes 271 amino acids. The record is from RefSeq and is a predicted model, not a curated record. Gene Ontology annotation, biological process: methylation. Lineage: Eukaryota; Fungi; Basidiomycota; Agaricomycetes; Agaricales; Psathyrellaceae. Gene Ontology annotation, molecular function: nucleic acid binding; protein-lysine N-methyltransferase activity.